Molecule: messenger RNA, 513 nt
Organism: Aspergillus niger
Lineage: Eukaryota; Fungi; Ascomycota; Eurotiomycetes; Eurotiales; Aspergillaceae
Exons: 2
Coding region: 1-513 (170 amino acids)
Source: RefSeq, a predicted model, not a curated record
AUGCCUCCCAGAGCAAUACUCCUCGUAUCAUCCCGAAAUAGCCCGAGCCAGCGUGCCCAUUUCUCAAUCUUCGUUCCGUCAGUCGCUUGUUCCACUAUAGGUACUUCGAUACACGUUGUGGGUGCGCCUAUGAUGGGCUAUCAACUCGAGUUCAAACGGAAUCACUCCCUAUCUUCAAACGCAGAGCCAUAUGAGACGGCAUUGCUUGGAUAUGUCGACUCUCACCAUAUUGCGGACUCUCCAGGAGAGAGGAGUAUGUUCGUAGACCAUGCCCCGAGGGAUGAUCUUGAAACCGCAGCCAGUCAGAUACCGGCCCCCCGUGUCAGUGAGAAUUUCAUGGCACCUGUUAAUGACACCACCAACAGGAGAUGUCAAGAGUGGACUUUGGAGUUUGUUCGUCAUCUGGUUGUUCGGGGUCUACUUGAGGAGAAAGCGGUUCAGAUUGUCCAAUCGAAACGUGAUUCGCCAGCCCAUGGAAUCGGUUUGCAGCCUUCUGAACGACGCUUAGUCUGA